AUGUCCGAAAUAGCGAAUAGCGGUACGUUUCUGCAAGCAUCCUCACCUAUUGAUUCUGCUCUUUUCUUCGUUUUUGCUGCAUUCAUUCUUAACGUCAUUGUCGUCAUAAGUAAGUUAUCCCACAGAUGUUUACUUAUUCAUUUGUUUUGCUCAGUUGCAUUUUGCUAUUUCGACCCCGCUCCCCAUGAGCCGGCGCUCGUUUAUCGAACAUAUCACACUCUGCGGCGUCUGAGCCGAAGGAAUGCAGAAGCCCGAAUCCGAAUGUCGAUCAAAUCAGAGGAUAAUGAGGAAGAAAGCAACGACUCACCUGCCCAAGUGCUCUUUGUGUAG
Messenger RNA from Caenorhabditis sp. 36 PRJEB53466, 330 nucleotides. The record is from the annotation of a GenBank genome assembly. Lineage: Eukaryota; Metazoa; Nematoda; Chromadorea; Rhabditida; Rhabditidae.